This is a messenger RNA of Manacus vitellinus (golden-collared manakin), 3136 nucleotides long. RefSeq names its product mutS homolog 5 (gene MSH5). Gene Ontology annotation, molecular function: ATP binding; mismatched DNA binding; ATP-dependent DNA damage sensor activity. The transcript is spliced from 2 exons. Gene Ontology annotation, biological process: chiasma assembly; mismatch repair. Gene Ontology annotation, cellular component: nucleus. The coding region runs from base 600 to 3026 and encodes 808 amino acids. Lineage: Eukaryota; Metazoa; Chordata; Aves; Passeriformes; Pipridae. The record is from RefSeq and is a predicted model, not a curated record.
GAGGCAGCAGCCCAGACGAGCUGCCCGCCUGUGGUGAGGAGGGUGAGUAGAGGGGGAAGAGGGGAGAGAGGGUUGGAAGUGGGGUGGUGACAGGGGAUUAAUAUGGCUGAUCCCUUAUGUACUUGUAUAGAAACGUGCUGUGUGAUAGUGCUACAUAAAUACCGGGCUGGGACCCUGAAAUGAUGGCCAGGUUAUGGGCUGCACUGCUGUGAGGAGCUGAGGUCAGCACAUGCAUGUCUCGCGUACCUCUGAGGGAGAAUGAUUCUGUACAUGGAUAUAUACAUGCCCAUGUACAUGACUGUAUGUAUGGGUAUUUGGGCAUACAUACAUACUUUAAAAAAAUAAAGAAUACAAAGAAAAACUGUAAAUCCAGCAUUGCUGGUAGUUUGCUCUGUUACACCUUGCUUGGAAGCAGAUGGCAGCUGUAUCUUUUCAGAUGCUGGCUGCAUCUUUCCACUUGAACAUUUAUUGUUAAUGACUGGUAGAUUCUUAGUUUCUCCAGAGCUGGAAGAGUGAGUGUUAACCUCCUCUUGUCAAUUACAAUUGCUUCUCAGGACCUUUGGGAUGAGUUGUAAAUAAAAAUAUCUCUCUCCAACAGAAUGAGUGCCACAUCAGCCACAAGCCAUGCCUUGCUUGGGCCCGAACAAGAGGACCAAGAGGGCUCUGAGACACACAUGUCUGUUUUGUGGUAUGCAGGGCAGCUGGCAAUUACUUAUUAUGAUACAGAAGAUUGCUCAGUCUACUUCAUGCCUGAGAUACCCGAUAAUGAAGACCUCAAGCUACUGCAAAAAGUGACUGGGGAACUUAAUCCUCAAUGCAUAGUGACCAGUGCAAAACAGGACCAGAAUAUUGCCAAAUUCCUGACCAACCUAACAGCUACUGCUGGUGAUAAAGACAUUGGAAAACCAGAAAUUGUCCUGUUUCCUAAUGUAGAUUUUGGUCUAGAAGUCAGCAAGCAAAGGAUCCUAUCUAGGCAAUUUCCAUUUAUCCCAUCUCAUAUGACUGAAACAGAGAAAAUUCUCUACUUGUCUUCAAUCAUCCCUUUUGAAAGCCCACUCAUGAUACGAGCCUUAGGGGGCCUCCUGAAGUUUCUAGACAGGAGAAGGGUUGGAGUUGAGCUUGAAGACAGCAGUGUAGCAGUUCCUAUUUUGGCCUUUAAAAAAUUUGUGCUGUCAGAUACUGUGAAUAUGGACCAAGACACUUACUGUGUCCUGCAGAUAUUUAAAAGUGAUAUCCAUCCUUCUGUGUACAAGCUGUCCAGUGGACUAAAAGAAGGAUUCAGCUUAUAUGGAAUUUUAAACCGCUGCAGAUGCAAAUGGGGAGAAAAACUUCUGAGGCUGUGGCUCACACGACCUACUCGGAACUUGACAGAGCUGAACAAACGGCUAGAUGUUAUCAGCUUCUUCCUGAUGGCUCAGAACCAUGAAACAGUCCUCACUCUUCAAAACUGCCUCAAGAAUAUUAAAAAUGUGCCUCUUAUUCUAAAAAGAAUGACUCUUUCCAACACAAAAGUUAGUGACUGGCAAGCACUCUAUAAAACAGCAUACAAUGCAGUGUGCCUCAGAGACACGUGUCGUUCUCUGCCCAACACUAUUGAACUUUUUCAGACUAUUUCACAUGUCUUCACUGAUGAUCUGCACUACAUUGCUAAUCUAAUCAGCAAAGUGGUAGACUUUGAAGGCAGCCUCUCAGAGAACCGCUUCACUGUUAGACCCAAUGUGGACGCCACUAUUGAUGAGAAGAAACGAAAGCUGAUGGGAUUGUCAGACUUCCUUACAGAAGUGGCACGAAAAGAACUGGAGACUUUGGAUGAUCAUAUUCCUUCCUGUUGUGUGAUCUACAUUCCUUUGAUUGGGUUCCUUCUCUCCAUUCCACGGCUACCAGAUAUGGUGGAAAAGAGUGACUUCGAAAUUGAAGGCCUGGACUUCAUGUUCUUGUCAAACGAUAAACUGCACUACAGAAGUGCUCGGACUAAGGAGCUAGACAGCCUGCUGGGUGACUUGCACUGUGAGAUCAGAGACCAGGAAACACUUAUCAUGCACCAGCUGCAGACAAAGAUCUUGGAGAAGUCUGAAGUACUUAACAGUGUGAUUGAGUACACUGCACACCUAGAUGUGCUCCUAGCUUUGGCAGCGAUGGCCCGGGAGAACGGCUACUGCCGACCUCACUUUACUCACCGUCACGGCUUCCACAUCAAGGAUGGAAGACAUCCCCUCAUGGAACUAUGUGCAAAGACUUUCGUGGCCAAUCCUGUGAACAGUGGUGAGGCUACCAGACGAAUAAAGAUCAUCACAGGGCCCAACUCAUCUGGAAAGAGUGUUUACUUAAAGCAAGUAGGUCUUAUAGUAUUUAUGGCUCUAAUUGGCAGUUAUGUCCCUGCAGCAGAGGCAGAGAUUGGAGUAAUUGAUGGCAUUUACACAAGAAUCCACAGUAGGGAAUCGGUUUCUGUAGGGCUCUCCACUUUCAUGAUUGAUCUUAACCAGGUUGCAAAGGCCGUAAACAAUGCCACAGAGAGGUCCCUGGUACUUAUUGAUGAGUUUGGUAAAGGGACAAACACACUGGAUGGCCUGUCCCUUCUGGCUGCUGUCCUGAGGUACUGGAUCAGACAAGGAACACAGUGUCCACAGGUCUUUGUCUCCACUAAUUUUCACAGUUUAAUGCAGCUAGAACUCCUGCCUGACACACCUCUUCUGGAGUAUCUGACCAUGGAGACCCACCAGGAUGGAGAUGAGUUGAUAUUUUUCUAUCAGAUCAAAGACGGCGUGUCCACUGUUAGUCAUGCUGCCAACAUUGCAGCAUUAGCAGGAAUGCCAGCCAAAAUUAUUGAAAGAGGAGUGGAAAUAUCAGAACUGAUUCGCAAUGGAAAACCUAUCAAAUGUCUUGAUCAUCCUUCAAAAGGAGAUCGGGUGGAAAAAUGCAAGUCUGUUGUAGAAAAGUUUCUUUCCUUAGACCUUGAUGAUCCCCAUGUGGACUUGGAAGAGUUCCUGAGGAAGGAGGUGCUACCUUCUGCAGCCUCAGUCCUGUAACGGGACAGCUAGAAGCACAAGGAUUUUGGGAAGUUUUCAGUGGCGCACCUGAUCUCAGGAAUGUCCAACUAAGCAUGAAGAAUGGGUUGCUCCCACUUCUCAGCAGGAAG